CCCCGAUUCACCGCAACAGGGCCCAACUUGGUGAUUCCAGCGCCUCCGGAACACUGGCCCACCAUGGACUUCGUCUGUCGGGUGCGAGCGCAGCGCCCGAGUCGCAGCGGCCUCAACCGAGAAGGACACGCAGCAGCAGAAUCCGAAGAGGCCGCAGAGCGCGAAAUGCUCGCGGCGCCCCCUGCCUGCCCCACCCCCCAUCCGCUUCACCGCAGCAGGGCCCCAUCUGGCGUUCCCAGCGCCUCGGGGGCACUGGCCCACCAGGGGUUUCGUCUGCCAGGUGUAUCAGAGGCCCCAGAACAAGUGAGUGCAGCGUCCGAGUCGCAGUAGCCUCACCCGACGACGACACAGUGGCCUACUUCAUUCUCGACGAUGACGUAGCCGCAUAAUCACAAGCUUCGUCGCAGUAUCCGCCGAAAUCGAAAGGAUCCGCAGCACGUCAAUCGAGCGCAGACGCUGCUGCGCAACGCUAGAAUUCACGCUGUCAGUGGAGGAAGCUAGAGCAAGCGCAGAGGCAACCCGCGUCCCUGUCCUACGCCGCAGACUUGCUGUUCAUUGCCAAGGAUUGGGCAUGAAACAUGUGUCUCUUGAGUUUAUGGCAGAACUCGCUGGCGCCGUCGUCAUCACUGCCACCCGCGGGCACCUCGAUUCCACAAGCCUUGAGACGUGCACGGCAGGUGUUCGCAUCGAGGCUGUCCACGCGGGCCUCCUGUAUAGCUGCUUUGUCCUCGUCAACUCGCAUCGGGCCAUUUUGUCAGUUUUUUUGGCGACUGGCUCGGGGGCGGGUGGCGCCGCAUCAAGGGUUGUUCUAAGUUUCUGCACCACGCUCGGCAUAGCCAAAGGAUCCGACGUGAACUUUUCCGUGCGUCUGGGAGCCUGGAUGGCUGUGUCGGACUGCUUAACCGUCGCCUCCAGCCCCAGAGUGAGGGUGGCCAACGACGGGCUGCGCUCAUCACAGCACGACAAUAGAUCGCAUUCGCUCCUCGAAGCCAAGGAUAUGCUUGGCUGUCUCCUGCUCCUGCUUCUCCGCAUGCUCCAAAGGUGCCUGCGCGUUUUGCUCCAAAGCUGCCUUCAGGACCGAACACAUUGAGAAUGCCAUUGUAAGUCGGCUCAUGCUUGCACAUUGCUCCGCGACAGAGCGACGUGCCUUGGAGCCUCCCAUCCUUGAGCAAUAGAAACCUGAACCACCGACCAGCGCACAGCAUAGUCAUGGUAAUGUACGCUGUGCUGCGUCACAGCACUCAGCCUGGGGCGAGCCAGGCGAACCACUGAGAGCAAACUCAGGAGCCAGAGCUAUCCCGUUUCGGCACGGAGGCGCAGAACCCCCAAGUGCAGAAGUCUUGAGCCAAAAUGGCUACAGAGGGCGGGAGGGGAGGGGACAAUGGCCCAAUCGGCGAUACCUCGCCAUCAGAUCAGCGCUAAGCCCAGCGAACGCGCGCGUUGGGCGGGGUGGGGGCCAAGCCUCGCUUGGCGGUGACAGGGCGACUGGGGGUCAAUGAUCACCCCCCGGGCCAAACGCGGACGGCCUGCUGUCAACCACGCCCGCGGGACCGAACACCGAACCAUCUGAGCGAAGGCCCACCCGGAGAGGCGGCGGCGGCGGCAGCGCCCAAGCGGGGCGGCCUGCUGGCCACCUGGUGCCCCGCGGCCCGCUGGCUCGUGACGUUGUCCCGGGACGGGCCGCCCUUGGUCUCCUGGGCGUACUGCCAGCGCCCGGGCUCCACGGCCGCCUCCGGCCGGGAGUAGAUCCAGACCACCUGGUCCCCUCCCUCUCUAGGGUGUCGCACCUGGCCGUCGUGUGGCACCAGUGGGACUUCCCGGUGGCCCAGUAGCUGAAAUACCUGCACCUCCCGUCCUCCCUGCACCUCGCCUCGCAGUCUGGCAUCGACAGGACACUGGUCGAGGCCAGGUAGUCGCCCCCGCAGAAGCUGUUGCCUGGAGCGGGCCCGAAUGUUUGAAACGGCGCGGCCAGAAGGGCAUCUGCGUUUGUGGGAUGAUAGCAGAAGCCAGCGCACCGGUAUCGCCCCUCCAUGCUCUUCAAAAAUGAAGUGUAAGGCACCGCCUCCUCGUAUCCAACGCAUUCCUCCACAGAGUACUUAGCAGCACACUCUGGGGUAGCACGUAUAUUUUGCAGGACCUGGGAGUAUUCGUACAGCCGGUGUGUUUGCGGUGCAACAUCGCACUGGUGCAUCAGAGUCGUGUAGGUCUCCACGGACUCCCUGGUCAACGGCAGCGACAUCAAAAUAAGAAUCAGGCCUAGCAGCGUGAUGAAAAUGUUCGCCAUCAUCAUUACCGUCUGCUCAGAAAACUGUGACCUGGCGCAACCCACGAAAACGAAAACCGUGGCCACGUACAGCAAAACGAGACCGAUCGUCAGCGUCAUUAUGGAUACUGGUGUUGCUCGGCCCACCCAGAAGACGUAGUUUUCGUCUGACAUCAGCGCCGCGGCAUUCCAGAUGGGAACUAUGCACAUCAUCGUCAGCAGCAGGAGGCCAACGCAGAUGAAGGUGACUUUGCUGUCCAGGAGUCGCCUGGUGCUCUGGCCUGCCUUGAUAUUUCCUUGGUACUGACUUGGGUCGACGGUCUGCUGGUGCUGGGCCAUGCUCGGGCCAAGGGAGUCUUCGGUGCGCGGAGGUGUCGCAUACUGCAUUCAAACUGCGGAUGGUCAGGAGCACCGUAAGGCGGGCGGCCUACCAGCAAGCCACAUAGAACACGGAGCGGGGAUGCGCACCGGCAAGGGGGGGCCAGGUGCUCGCUUUGAGCCAAUCGCAAAGGAAUGGCACGAGUAUCGUGGCUCAUCCUUCUCGUCCUCCUGCUCUACGAGUGCCACAUGCACUCGCAACAGGAAGCACCAGCAGUGCUGGGACAACGGGCAGGAGACAUGUCAAAGUGCUAUUCCAUAUCCCACGACCGACCCUUGACUGGCGAAUAGUGGGCCCUGCAUAUAUCUAAUGACCUGGCGCUCCUUGAGGAGGUCCUCGACUGUGGGCCGCGAACCUGGUAGGCCAGGCGCCAUACCGAGAACGCCGCCAACCCAGCGCGCCACUACAAUAAAACAGCGGGCCUUCAAUGCCCGAUUGUUGGGCCUCGCGCCGAAGGCGCGCCCGCGGGCCUGCGCUUGCGAAACGUAAAUUUCUAUGGGCCCGCCACCCUUUGCAUCUCCGACCCUCAUCAAGCCAUCCCACAGGCCUGCGGGGGCAAGGCCGCCCUGGGCAGGGCCGCGAGCGCCGCCGGCGGUGGCCGCAGCCGCGGCGG
Molecule: messenger RNA, 3255 nt
Organism: Prorocentrum cordatum
Lineage: Eukaryota; Dinophyceae; Prorocentrales; Prorocentraceae
Source: the annotation of a GenBank genome assembly